AUGAAGACUUUUGGUGUUGCCUUAAAUACUGGAGGUUCAGGAAAAUUAGGUGAGGUUCAAAAGGCUGUGAGAGCUUGGAGUGAAGGUAAAGCUUAUAAUGGGAAAACCAAAUCUAAGACUUAUGCUGGUGAAACCAUCUGUUAUUUAUCUUAUGCUAAUAGAAAACCUGUUCAAAAUGAUGGUGAAGCUGGAAAUUGUGAUUACGUAAGAGUUAAAUCCGGUGAGAAUGUUGCUACCACUGCUGGAGUUAAUGGGGAAUCUUUACAAGGAUAUAAUCCUAAAGUUGAUUUUGCUACUUUACAAGUUGGUCAACCUAUUUGUAAAUCUGUUGGAAACUUACAAAACUUUAAGCCAAGUAAAAAUUCCGAUGGUUCAUGUUAUUCUUAUACUGUAGCUCAAGGUGAUACAUGUACCCUGAUUGGUGCACCUUUCACGUUAUCAGCCAGUGAUAUUAAUGGAUUUAAUGGUAAAACUUAUCAAUGGUAUGGAUGUGAUGGAUUAUUGAAAGGUCAAAAGAUUUGUUUAAGUUCAGGUGAUCCUCCAAGACCAACAUCUAAUGCCAAUGCUGAAUGUGGUCCUUUAGCUCCAGGUGAUUUAUAUAAUACUGAUUGUCCUAAUAAUGGAUGUUGUAGUGAAUUUGGAUUCUGUGGUACUACUGCUGAGUUCUGUGCCACUAAACAAAGUACCACAGGAGCUCCUGGAACUACUGGAUGUUUCUCCAAUUGUAAUGUUGGAACUUUACCUACCAAAAAAGCUUCUUCUUACAAUAGAGUUAUUUAUUGGAUGGAUACCAGUGGUGGAUUACAAUAUACUCCAUCAUCUAUCAAUUCUAAAUACAACCUUGUUCAUUAUGCAUUUGCAACCAUUGGUAGUGAUUUCUCCAUUUCCGUAGGUUCAGGAUUCAAAGAUUUCCAAAAAAUUGCUGCUAAGAAGAUUCUUACCCUUGGAGGUGGAGGUGGAUCUUCCAGUAAUUCUGUGGGGGAUAUUUUCAAAACCAUCAUUUCCACUACUGCCAACCAGAAAUCUUUUUCUGACAAAGUGGUUAAAUUUGUUAAUGAUAAUAACUUAGAUGGAGUCAAUUUCGAUUGGGAAUUCCCUACUACUACCACUGAAGGUAAGAGUUAUGCUGAUUUGAUUGCUAUGGUUAAAACUGCUUUAAGACCUAAAUUAGCUUCAGUAUCAAUUCCUGCAACUUAUGGAGGUAUGAAAUAUUUCCCAUUAAAACAAUUGGAUGCUAGUGUUGAUUACUUCCUUUUGAUGAAUUAUGAUUACCAUGGACAAUGGGAUUAUGGUACCAGUGGUAUUGGAUGUCAUGUUGAUAGACAAAUGACUGAAGAUUCAGUCAAAACCGUGGUCAAGUCAGGUAUUGAUACCACUAAACUUUAUGGAGGUCUUGCUAAUUAUGCCAGAACUUUCAAAUUAUCGAAAACUUCUUGUACUACUUAUGGAUGUUCAUUCACUGGACCUAAUAGUGGUGCAAGUACUGGGAAAAUUACCCAAACUGCAGGAAUUAUGACAGAAAACGAAUUGUUAGCUAUUCCAAAAGGUACUAGAAGUAGAUCUACCGAUAGUGCAUCGCAUUGUGAUAUAAUGGUAUACAAUAAUGGUCAAGAUUGGGCUGCUUGGAUGAAAGACACUGAAAGAGAAUCUCUUGAUAAUUGGUACCAAACCAUUGGUUUGGGAGGAAGUGCCAUGUGGUUGAGUAAUUACGAUAAAGCGGUUUAG
Yamadazyma jaroonii is the source of this 1725-nucleotide messenger RNA. Lineage: Eukaryota; Fungi; Ascomycota; Pichiomycetes; Serinales; Debaryomycetaceae. The record is from the annotation of a GenBank genome assembly.